GUUUACUGUUACGGUACAUUAUGGAAAUAGGUUCACAACGAUCCCAAACUGCCAGCCACAUUGUAGAUCAGAUAAAAAGCCAAGGAUUAUUUGAUAAAAUUAGAAAGCAAUGUCUUGAAGAUGUUGAUGUGAACUUAGACUAUCAAGUCCUACAAAAAAAAGUGAAUUCUUUUGUUUCAUCAUUUCUUCAAGAUCAAUCAUGGAAUCCCGGAGUUGAAAAGUUAAAGUUAAGGGAACAACUACGAGCAAAACUUUUAGGUACUAAAAUGCUGUCUUGUGGAGUUGACAGACUCGUUAAUCAGGCACUCAAUGCUAAAAUGCCUAAAGGUUUCAGGAAUCAAGUCCAACACAUUGUUUGUGAUUACUUCGACUUGAACCCGGAGUCACUAAUAGCUAGCACCUUAAACAACCAAAACUGUGUUGAAUUCACACCUAAGAUUUUCCCUGAGAACCCUCCAGGACCUUAUUCAACAGACCCUUACGGUUGUUCGUCAAUUAACAAUCCUGUGGCGAUACCCACACCUCAAGGCAUUCAACCUCCGUUUCCAUACCCAUACCCCCCAGUACCUGUUCAGCAUUCAGUUGUUCAAGCGAGCGUCCCAUGUCCAAUCACUGCUUAUGUGGGACCAAAUGGAAAUUAUUUAGUCCCUCCCCCACCCCCUCCUCCUCCUCCCCCAGUCGUCUUCUGUCAACCACUUGUCCAUUUCAACAACCAGUCAUCGAUUCCAUCACAAAACUUCCAAACUCCAGCGAAUAAUAGUGUUUCCCCUUCAGCUAAUCAACCUGAUAUGGAACACGUUCGAACACAACCUCUAGAAGUGACAGUAGAAGAAUCAGUACCAUGCGAUGAUCCUAUGGAUAUAGAAUCUUUAAAUUCUAAUAGUCCUGUUGAUGAAUCCAAUGUUUCAUCGUCACAUGAAAACUCUGAACUUUAUGGAGAACAUCAUCCACCUAAUGUCAGUGAAAAAAACUCAUACGGGCAACCUAACCAGAUUGCUUGGCAUGAUGUCCAUUUACUGUUGGAUGAUGUUUCUGAAGAUGAAGAUAAAGAUAUGGAUUCCAAGUCACCAAUCCCAUGCUCAAAUCCUUCUUCAAUUUCGAAGUCACCGUAUACAGCUUCUCAGUCCUAUAAUCGGAACCUCUCAGUUCAGAGUACUUUCUCUCGUGAUACUCAUAAUGCAAAUGAUCGCAUAUGCUCUACCUCACCGAUAACAUACGAUGAACGCAAAUAUCGAAAUAAGUACUCGACGUCUUCCUCAGAAUAUAAUCCAGGAAAUCGUGUUUCAAGCCUGAAAGUCGAAAGUUCAAGAUCGUGUCGUGAACAAAAGUCUAAUUUUAACGAUUCAAACGCAACAACCACAUCUACAAAUCGUACAAAUCAUCACCACAAUAAGUAUUCAAGAUCUCCAACUUCACCAUUCUCUACUGGUAAUUUCUAUGAUCAGGAUGACUGGCGUUCAAAAUCCACUGGGAUGAGUUCGCGAAUGGAAAUAUAUCACAGUAGUCAGUCACUAAAAAGAUCACAAACUUCUUUCAUUAAAAAUCACUCAGUGCAUAGCCCAGUAAACCAGCAUGAACGUCAUAUUUCCGACACUCUCAAGCAGUCGCAUUACGCAAAAAGUCCUGAUCCUUUUACAGAUCGCCGUCUAAAAUCAGAUUAUCCAUCAAGCAGUUCAUUGUCCAAUCACUUUCGUUCGUCACCAGAUCCGAUGGUUCGGACGAAAAUGCGCAGUAACAAAAGUUAUCCCAUCAUUACACCAUCCUGUGAAUGGGCAAGAAAUGAAUCACGUUCUCCUGAAGAGCAUUCUAGUAGAUCAUCCUCAAUGUUCUCACAGGGUAACUAUUCAUUGUCAUCAGCCUCAGAACGUGUGACACCAGAUACAACAGCGACAUCUCAAUACCCCCAUUCAUCCGCCUAUAAGACAUUCGAAAGAGAGACAGUAAAUGCAUAUUCUCCUGACUUCGCUUUUGACCGGUUAACUCGAAAACGUGAAAUUGAAGCCAGAUUGAAAGAAAUUGAGUCAACUGAGCGGAAGCUACUGAACCGAAAAAAAGUGGAGAACCAUGGAAAAGAAGUACGACCGUCUAUAGGCCGUGAUGAUGUAGAAUAUGGAUCAGACUAUAGAAAACUCCCAAAGAAGUAUAUGAAGUAAUGUUAACUCAAAGAACUCACUAACUGAUGGGUUGGCAAAUAUUUUUACAUGAUUUUUGAUCUCAACCUUCUAUUUUGAAAUCAGUCCCACAAACUGUGAUCAUAACGAAGUCAGUAUGCAUUAUUUUUAAAUUAUCUAUUUUAAAAAUACAUACGUUAUUUUUGCAUAUAAUUUUAUGAUCGCUGACAGAACAUCGGUUUCAUGUACAG
Schistosoma turkestanicum is the source of this 2362-nucleotide messenger RNA. The record is from the annotation of a GenBank genome assembly. NCBI's taxonomy places the organism in Eukaryota, Metazoa, Platyhelminthes, Trematoda, Strigeidida, Schistosomatidae.